AUGGCCUUCCUCUUCCCUCCCCCUCCACCGCCCCCCUUUCAUCUGGGCACAUUUCCCAGCCCCUCCCCUCAAGGCCCCUCUCCCGCACUCCCCAUCCGUCGUCGUCGCACCCUCACCCCCGCUUUCACCAUCUCCAACCCCUUCAGAAACCCCGAUGGAAACACAUUCCUGGGCCGCGUCCACGUCCUUGAGCGCAAAAAAAUACCCCUCUCCGUCAUCGACUCAGCGUUUGCACCCAUCGCCAAACAGAAUGUCAACCGCAAGCAAGUCGACGCCGCCAUCGACGUCUGCAAUAACUGGUUUACAGAAAACGGCUACCCGUGCUCCCGCCUCUCCAUCGUCACUUACCCUUCGAUUUUCAACCGCACGCUCGCCCUUUACUCCAUUGAGCCCCGCCUGCACGCCAUCCGUCUUGUCGCGGUCGACAGCAACGGCAAACCCGUCGAGGGCGCCUCCGUCGUCACAAGAGUCGACCUGAUCACCCGCGUCCUCGGCAUGAAGCGGGACGACAUUUUUAGAUGGACCGCAGAGGGCUUCGCUUCCCUUAUGGCCCUCGGUAUUUUCGAGUCUGCAGACGUUCAAGUCAAAUCCGUUUCCGCCGAGCGCGUCGAGCUUGUGCUUAACGUCAAAGAACGCCCGACUUGCCGCGUGGAACCGGGCGCUGGCAUCACUUCCGACGGGCGCAUGUACGGGGACGUCUCCUUUCUAGACAACAACUUUCGCGGAAAAGCCCAACGCAUCCGCAUCGAGUGGCAAAAGCGCUUGGACUCCCCCCGCGCCGCGGGCUGUGUCGCCUUUGAAGAUAUGCGCAUUGGCGCCAGAAUCCCCUUCUCAUACAAGAUUCGUGCGUUCCGCGAUGCCAAUUCUUCGAGGGGGGUGCCGGCUACCCGCUCCAUCGGCCUACGCAGACCAUCAGGCGAUGAUGAAGUUACUCGUCGCGGGAUUGAGACCCCGCUCAGGUAUGAGAAGGAUCGCGACGGCGCCAUGCUGGAGCUUGGGUACAGGCCGGGCAGCGGCAACUGGUUGUUGUUGCUCAACUCGGUCGCGGAGAGCGUCCAGGCGAACCCGUCAGAACGCGCCACGCCAGAUACGUCCAUUUUUCAAACCGUCCUGCAAAGCAGUAUCGCACACAUGACGCGCUUCCCCAUCGAUUGUCCUCGGUCUGGGCAUAUGCUCAACGUGGAGAGCUCAAUCGGGAAGACAUUUAAUGAGGCCGGCACGAUGUUUCGCAACACAGUUGUCCGGCUGGCACAAUACGUGGGGGUGGGGCCAUACGCUUCUAUUGCGGCAGGUCUCAAUUUGGGGAUCGGGUCGGAUAAUCUACCCUGGCAUGAACAGAAAUCGCUGGGGGGUGUCAUGAAUGUGCGCGGUUAUGACUAUGGAGAGCUGGGACGGUACAAGUCGUUUGGGACGGGGCGACUUGAGCUUAGGGUACCGUUGACGCGCGGUGCUCUCCCGGGGGCAGUUCCAGAAGAUGAUGAGAGCGAAAACGAAAAGGACGGAAAGCAAAGCGACACCAGUGCCGGCAAGGACAUCGAUAAAUCUGCUACUCAACAAAAGACGAGUGGCACUAAGGGAGGCAGCGAAAAGACCCCCGCCGUCCAAAACGACAAGGGGGCUAAUGCAGAGAGUGAAGACAGCACCUCUGUAUCGAAACACGUGAAUGAUGCCCCAGCGAAUCGAUCUGGAAAGGUGAUCUCACCCGGUUUGCUGGACAGCUUGCCGGCGUUAGUGGGUGUUCUGUUUGGGGAUAUUGCCGUCUCUAAUGAACAGAUACGAGAACCGAUUGGGAUGAGCUACGGAGUCGGUGUUCGCAUUGGAGGCAUAAUCACGAUGAACUGGACAAGGACGAUGGACGGGAGAAAAUCGCGACUCCAUUUUGGGUUGAUCGAUAGAAGUCUGUAA
Chondrus crispus (carragheen) is the source of this 1905-nucleotide messenger RNA. RefSeq lists its product as hypothetical. NCBI's taxonomy places the organism in Eukaryota, Rhodophyta, Florideophyceae, Gigartinales, Gigartinaceae. The transcript has a single exon. Gene Ontology annotation, cellular component: outer membrane. Bases 1 to 1905 code for a protein of 634 amino acids. The record is from RefSeq and is a predicted model, not a curated record.